Peronospora matthiolae is the source of this 4176-nucleotide messenger RNA. The record is from the annotation of a GenBank genome assembly. Lineage: Eukaryota; Oomycota; Peronosporomycetes; Peronosporales; Peronosporaceae.
AUGGUGGCCCCGGGCGCAAAGUGGCCGCUUCGGCCAACCGCUGCGUGCAGAGAAGCGACGCAGUCUCGGGUCGAGGCGUUGGCACUAGUGGAGGAGCGUUUCCGUGACUUUGACGUGGUGUGGGCCAAGGUACACGGUUUCCCGUGGUGGCCAGGCGUGUUGUUCUUCUCCUGGGACGUCGUGCGCCGUGCUGGCAUUCGUACGGACCCCAAGAUUGUGGCGGAGCUCGUCGUGCCAAAGCCGGAGAAGGUGGAACAGCUGGCCACAACCAAGGGCAGCCAAGCGACGAGCAGUUCCCGUCUCAAGCGCCACUGCCUCAUCAUGUUCCUGGACAAGUUCAACUUUUCGGUCGUGGAAAUGGACCCUAGCAGUGUGGCGAGCUUUACGGCUCACUACGACAUGUAUGAGCGCGCGGUCAUGAACAGCAAGACCAGCAGGAAGAAAGCAGAGUUCAAGCGCGCAGUCGUUAAGGCGACGCAGUUGCUGCAUAUGGGAAAAGGUGCGCACGUGGACGAUGAUCUCGCUAUGUUGGAGCAGCCAGGUCCAAUGGACAGGGUGGAACAAGCGGAGGAGGACAUGGAGGCGGAUAGCGAGGAGGAAGAACACGACCGAGAGCUGGAUAAUGUGAGGGCCAGUCGUGAAAAGGAAGACGAGACAGCAGGUAACGUCGAGGAGAAGGUUGGUGAGAAGAGAUCGGCGGAAAACUCGCAGAAAAAGUCGAUUGUUAGGGGAGGAAAUGUGCUGAAAGUGAAGGACGUUACGGGCGACAACGGGGUCAUGAUUGUGGCGAAAUCGAAGCCACGACAUAAAGCGUUAUCAGCGCAACUUAGAUCAAGAGGCCAAAGAACGUCACGAAAAGAAGCUGUUAGUGCAGCACAUGUUGCUGUUUUGCCGCGGUCGCCGCCUCCACUAGAUUUGGCCGUUGCCCUUAAGAAGAAGCAACAUGCAGUCCACUAUGACGAAGCGAGAGGGAAAGGGCCAGGUAAACUUUUGGAGAUUAAGACUAUCAAAAGCACUGCCGAGACAGAUAGUACAGUACAAAAAGGCGCGAAGAAGAACAGCCGUGUCGAAGUGUCUGUGAUGAAGGACGUUGAUGGUAUCUCGAAGCAGUUGACUGAGCAAAAUGAUGACCAAAUUUCUGAUGAAGAUGCGGAAAAAGAGAGGCAAAGAGGUAUGGUGCUGACACCAUUGUCUAGCAUUUGGACAACAGGGUUGUCGAGCGAACCGAAUACUGAAAGUAACGUGCAGACGUCACUGCUAUACAAGCAAGAUUUCUUGUGGGAUGGCGCUGUGUUUUCCAAUGAGCUUAGUUUGGCCGAGAAAAAGAAAGCUGCAAUUGAACGCAAGCAGACGGAAGAUGGUGGUGUUGGGCUUGAUAGGUCAGGCAAACGCCAGUCGCGGUCUGCUCAGCAAUCGCACAUUCGCCAACAGCUGGUAGCAGGAGAUUUGGACCCCCACACGAUGGUGCAGUGUGUUGCCUAUCGCUCAAAAGGGCACGUGGAUGACCCCAAUAGCCGCAGCCGUGGUGGUCCCAUGCUUGAUCCUCCAUUCCAGGUCGUGGUACAUCCGGACGCAGUGUUUGUGGCAGACCUUCAUGCUCACCUUGCAACUUGCGAAAUCAUUGGCUUCCUAGGGGGCAAGUGGGAUGAAGCAUCGAAAACACUGUACAUUCAGGCUGCAUUUCCUUGCCGCUCGCUUGUCAUUGACGGCGAUGAUGGUUCUACCGAUGUGGAGAUGGAUCCGGGCAGUGAGAUUGAGCUUCGUAGCAUCAUUGAAAAUGCACAACUGGAGGUAGUAGGCUGGUAUCACUCGCAUCCGGCGUUUGCACCCGAUCCGUCUGUUCGGGAUAUUGAGAACCAAACGAGCUAUCAACAACUAUUUCAGCGCCCUUGCACGAGCAUUGAAGUAGGUGCUAACUGCAAGCCUUCCGAACCAUUUGUAGGCCUGAUUGUUGGGACAUACGAUACUCGACGAAGUACGCCUGUGAGUCUCUUUCGUUAUUUUCACACACGUGGAGAGAAAGUAAGUGGUGGCGCACGCCGUGAGAUCCAUAUGCCGUACGAAUUUAUUCCGGAGCGAUGCCACUUCAGAAGCGUGCUACAAGACGAGGAACGCGUAAGGACACGAUUGUUUCCUCUGUAUCAGUCAGUCUUGCAGCACUUUGGUUUCGAGCUGGCAGCUUGCCAGAGCCAGCAUCUACCCGUGAGCAGUCAGUCUACGGCUACUAUGCGGAAUGCGAUGCCUGGAUCAUCGCUAAGAAGAGGUCGUGGUUCAUUUGGAAAGCGCAAACAGCAAACAGGGUCCAUGAGAUCCAGAGACAAGCCAUUGAAAAAAGCGAGGGCAAGAGGUAGAUCUCCCUUACGCUCUAUUUUAGCUGCAAGGGACCGAGUUGACCAGAGUGGUGAUGAUGAUAAUCGGAAGCUUGAAGUUUUGAAGAACGAAGCAUUGACAUCAAAAAGUGCACUCGAAUUUAGCGAUAAUGAGAGCAAGAGCGAGAUUACGAAGAGUAAAAAAGACGGCACCCUACACAGUGUCGAUAACCAAGGAAAGACAAAUGCAAUCACACCAUUGCCAACCGAUGCCCAGAAGAACACAGGCUGCGAUAAUGUAUCCGCAACUAACGUGAAGUCAGAGGUUCGCAGCGCAGAAGAACAAGUCGGAGAGGUCCCCGCUAACGCGUUCGAAAAUACUGGUGCACAUGAAUUGCUGCCACAAGCACUGCAUCUGGGUGUACCAUGUCGUGUGUAUGGGCGCAGCAUAUUGAGUGAAACCCAGUGCUUCAAUCGAAUCAAUGAGAGCGUUGCUGGUUCAGACGCGAACCGAUUAAAGCAACCACUAAACGAAAAUGGUAUGGCCUUAUCACCUCAUCCCCCGACGACACCCCAGAAAUUGGUACAGCAGGUCGUCAGCAAGUCUGAUGAAGCAGCAAGUGGAUGGAAGGUUGGAAAUGUGAUUGCUGCAGUAAAUGAUACGUGCAUCGCUCAAGCGUCGUUAUCUCCUCCUUCGUCUGGUGUUAUACCUGGUGUAUUAGCAUCGACAGACACUAUUGUUUCCGGUCGAAAAAGGACCCGCAAACCCAAGAAACCAAUGAAAUACAGUCACCGAUCUACUUCACCCAGCAGUGACCAACCAAUCCCCAGCGUGUCUCCCAAUCAGACCAAAACUCCAGUCCAGACGCUCUAUGAUGCGUUUCGACUUUCUGGGCCUCAUUUUUCGAAUGGUGGUACACAUGAGGGAAUUACACCAUUGCUCGGUCAUGGCGACGGUCCGAAAGUCGACAAUGGAUUGGCAGAGGGCUUGCAGUAUAUAUUUGUCGAUGAAGCCAUGGAUAUGACUACAACUAGCAAUGGCUGUAGUGGCCCCUUGGCUGUACAAAAGGAUGCUGGGGCACCUUCAGUUGCGAUGAUGACAAAGGAUAGUGAUCGCGUGAAUGAAGAAGUUCGACGUUUCGUGGCCUCUUUAGUGGAGAAGGUGGUGGAAGAGGUGGCUUCAAAGAUUACUGCUGGGUUAAGUUUACAUGAAGAAAAGGCGAAAGGAUCGUUUCCGCUUCCUAAAGUGCCGAACUGGCCUUCUGACAGCUCCGGAGCUCAGGUUUUUCUGAACAGCCAUAAAAAUGCAAAGGUAGAAAGCUCAAGCGUAAAGUCCGAGCCUGACGUGCACGCCGGCGCGGCAGAAAGUAAUGCUCAUUCUAAUUUACAGCUUUUCGGAAGCAAAGGUGAGUGCGAAGACAUCCAAACAUCUUUGCAGAAAAUGGCAGAUCAGCUGGACAAAUGGAAGUCGUUCCAGUCUGCUAGGCCAAGUGUAGCCGCAACAAAUCUUCCGAUACAACCCAUACCUGCCAUAGAGUCCAAGCUCGUGGUGGCUGAGGUAGAUCCGGUGCAAGACGAAUGUAAGGUAGAGCAAGACCAUCUUGCUGCACUGCGAACCAAGUACGGUGCUGGUGUAAGCAGGUGUGCUGAGCAAGCGAUCACUUUGGUGGAUUACUAUCGGAGUUUUGAGCGACGCACCGACCUUGACGAGAUUUGGAAAUCACGGAUCACAAAGCUGGAGAAAAUUGAGAGCUCUCUUUCCGAAUACGUUCAAUACCUCAAUAUCCCGGUAGCUCUUCGACGUGAUUUUGUCAAGGACCUUAUUCAAUACUUGCGCGGAUCGUGGGCAACAGCAGACCGGCGAUGA